Messenger RNA from Geodia barretti, 1119 nucleotides. NCBI's taxonomy places the organism in Eukaryota, Metazoa, Porifera, Demospongiae, Tetractinellida, Geodiidae. The record is from the annotation of a GenBank genome assembly.
AGCGCAUGCGGUUAUCUAUGAGUGUCUUUCCCUCUCUCCGGCCUCCCCUGUACUCUAAUGAGUCUCAUGGGCGCAGAAAUCCCUCCCUCCUAGACCAUGAGGCUGGAUUGGCCCAGGAUAAAAGGCUGGAGCAAUGGGUAUAACUGGCUGCACCCAUACAGACUGUUACAGCAUGUUCCUUGCAGAAGGAGUCGCUCCAUAGAAGUCCGUACCCCACACCACUGGGCCUUACCAAGGAGGACUAUGCUGUACUACUGGAGGAAGAUGGCGAGGAGGUGGAGGAAGGUGGGAGUGCUGAGUUAGACAGCGAGGGUUCGUUUCGGAGCACCGCUUCGUUGGGGAGCACCGUAUGGGGGGACGACGAUGUUGACGAUAAUCUCAAUGCUUCAUCACUGGAAGACGAAGGAGCUCUAUAAGGCAUACAUACCAUACAACAAACCAAAACAUAACAUCAUACUGUUAGAAUUGUACAUCAUCAAGGUCACAAAUAUACUUGGUCAGAGCUGCAGCGGUGCUCCCCUCGUCACUAUCACUUUCCUCAGUCUUCGUAUUAUCGUCCACAGUUUUCUCUUCACUCUCACUCUCCUGAUCUGCCUCAGCUGGGAUAGCUUCCUUCUCAUCUGCCACUAUUUCUUCAUUUAGUGCUAGGGGAGCUUCUUCCCCGCCAUCUUCUACGACUAUUUCUUCCAUUAGAUCAGUUUCUUGUUCUGUAUCACAAAAUUUAGCCUGUGAAUCAAACUUUUCUGUUUCAGCGUCCAAAUCUGCUUCUGCCUUGUUUUGCAACUCGGCAUCAGUUCUGACAUCUUCAACCUCAUCAGCUGCCGCCUCUCCACCGUCUUCAGUCACAUUCAACUCACCAUGCUCCUCUGUUGUGACUUCUGUCUCCAGACGGACUCUCUGCAUCUUUUUCACCAGCUCCUCCUCCAUCUCCUUCCUCCUCUCCUUGCACUCCGGGCACACCUCCAUCCCAUCCUCGUUACAGUGGGUACAACGAAGAGCUCUGAACUCCAUCGUAAACUUGUUAGCCGUGCUGUUUUUGCUUCCUCCACACUUUCGACAUGGAAUGAACUCAAACCCACCACACACUUUGCAAUUAUUGGCUGUCUCGUACCGCUACAG